UCUUUUGAUUAAAUUAAAUCUUGCAAUUAUGAACUAUUAACUAGCAGAAGACCAGAAUAUUGUUAGUCCAUCCAAUAUCAGACUUUUUCCCAUGCGUUUGAAUAUAACUGUUUAUCUUUUUCAAACUUUCAGAUAAUGAUGUGGAUGGAGAUACAGUUGAUUGUGGCCUCACCGAGAGCAUGAUCGCAGUACUUUUUCAAGGAUCUUUCAAGAAGCAACUGAAAUUUAAUCAGUUCUUGUCCAAGCAAAAGGAGUCUGUGAUAUCAAUCACUUUAGAACCCGUGUCUCCAGAAGAGUGGCAGCAAGGUACUUCUUCAGCAUCAUUCAGCGUUGUAACAAGUGUGGGACUGCCUUCCACUUUUGGAAUCCCAAUUUUCCCCAAAAGUCUGCAAACAAAGCUUGACCACAAAGAACCAUGUCAGAAAAACCCAAAGGAUAGACACACAAUAAUCAGGGUCCUCUAUGAAGCUGCUGCACAGCAUACAAUGUAUCCCACAAAUGCGGAAUAUGUCCAGGCUGUAAAGAUGCUGAUUGUGAAGUAUCCUUUUCUCAGGGAUCUUGAAGGAAAUGGUUAUCAUACAUGGCACAUGUCUCUGAAGCGUAAAUUUAAAUUUGAGCGUGCACCCCUGAUUGACAAUGAUGAAGUGAGACGCAGCAAGGAGAGGUUUGGGUUCAAGGGAUCAAAGCAGCUUGUUGAAUCUACAAGAACAAGUCAAAGAAAUGUUUCCAAGGUUCCAAAUAUCAUUGGUGAGGAUCCGUUUUCCAUUGAGGCUCAUGUAAAGGUAUUACACAGCCAGUAUCAGAAGGUGCAACCAGACACAGCUAUUGUCAAAGAUCGUAUGCAGCAGACCUUUGCAUGGCGGCGAAAGGAGAUCGCAGAUGGCAUGACUUUGGCAGACACACUUGAGAAAUACCCUUUCUUAAGAUCAUCAACAAGCCUGUGUGAAGAAGUGCAGCGUAUUCAUCCUGGAAUGGAAAACGUGCAACAACGAUUCAGUGAAGGCCUUGCCUGUAUUAUUCCAAAAGUGCUUAAUCUUACACAAGGGAAGUCUCCUCUGUACCAGCUUUACCAGGCGGCAAGAAAUGAGGCUCUCUCUGAAGAUGUAGCAGAUAUUGACAGAAGAGCUGCCCUUAUUUUUCUCCCAUACAUCUUCAGAGAGAAAAAUGAUCUCUUUAUCAUGCUUGGAGAGGGUGAUUCUCCAUCCCCAUACCCAACAAUUCACUUGACUGGCCAAGACUGGAAAAUGGCUUUUACCAGGAGAGCUGCAACCAUUGUGAAAGCAGACAACAUUGUGGUGUGUCACACCCAAACAGUUGAUGAAGGGAUCAUCUCAGCCUUCUGCACUUACUUUGUCUUCAACCUGGCGUACCCAAGACACCUGAAGAACACUCUAAUGUUCCUCCAAAGGUACAUUGCAGGAAUAGUUGAGGAAGGGGACCGGCCUCUGCCAUUAACUGUCACCAGGAAAAUAAAUCUCCUCUACUGACAGUAUGCCUCGUCCCUACCAGUGCCCAAAAUGCCCAAGGAGAACAUUUACUUUAAUGAAGCUGAUUCAGCACAUUGGACUUAUUCAUGCACAUGAAGCUAACUUCAAUGUUACAUGUGGACUUGAUGAUUGCCAGUCAUCAUUUACCAAAUAUGAGUCUUUUAGACGACAUGUGUACAGAAAACAUAGGGUCAAAAUUUUAGGUCCUGAAUGUGAUAAAAUUGAGCUUGUCGAUGAUGACUUGGGUGAACCUUUGACUGAAAAAGUUAUUGAAAACCCUCCCUCUUAUGGUCAGCUUUUAACUAGUUUUAAAGAAAAUCUUUUUAAGUUUAUUCUGAAAUGCAGGGAGAAAAAUCAUCUUCCAAUUUCUGUUCAAGAGGAGAUUGUUGAUGAUGUUAAUUUUUUAAUGUGUUUUUUCAAGGAAAAUUACGACGCUUUUAUUGGUUACCACAUGCAGAAAAGUGGUUUUGAUAUCUCCAAGUCUCCAGAACUGGAAGCUGUUAUCCAUUCUAAUUAAUUUUUUAGUGAAGCAACAAAGGCUAUUCGAUCUCCAUAUUUGAUGAAAAACCAUUGCAAACUCAAGCUUGAUAUGACUGAACCUACCCAUUGCAAGUUAAGAAACUCAGUAGGUCAAACCGUUGGCUCAUAUUCAUAUGUACCGAUUGAUAAAGUGCUGAAAAAUUAUUGUUCACAUGAUGACAUUCAGGAUAAUAUCUUUUCUGAGCAUACUGCAGAGAUGGACAGUGAGUUUCUCACAGACUAUUGUGAUGGCAGUAUUUUCAGACAACAUUCCUUUUUCAAAGCUCAUCCAAAUGCACUGCGGCUGCACUUUUAUGAAGAUGAAUUUGAAGUAGUUAAUCCUUUGGGGUCAAAACGAAACAAACACAAGCUAUGUGCAUUCUAUUAUAGUGUUGGGAAUUUGGAUAAAAGGCAUAGAUCUCAGCAGAGACAUAUUCAUUUAGCAUUAUUGGUACGGUACUCAUUUGUUAAGCAGUUUGGCUUAAAUGUUAUCUUGAAACCUCUACUAGAUCUUGAAAAACUUGCUACUAUUGGCUUUACUCUGAAAAUGAAUGACACUGAACACACAGUUUCAGCUGCGCUUGCAACUGUAUCUGGUGAUAACUUGUCAUCUCAUAUGAUGGGUGGAUUCACUAUGUCAUUUAACUCGGGUAGAAUAUGUCGCUAUUGUAUGGCUACUUAUGAUGAUAUUAAACACUUGUUUCAGGAAGACAGCUUUGUUUUAAGAACGUCAGAGGUUCACCAGUGCCACCUCGCACGCAUUCAACAGAAACCUGAUGAUAAAGCAACUUAUGGUGUAAAUAGUUCCUCUCCUUUUGAUACAUUACGUUAUUUUGAUGUUACAAAAUCUUUACCCCCGGACAUAAUGCAUGAUCUGUUGGAGGGUGUAAUUCCACUUGUUAUGAAACUAGUUAUUUGUAAAGCUCAAACAGAAAAGCACAUAACAAUAAAAGAGAUAAAUGAAGAACUGCAAAAAAUAUGCAUUGGUCAAAAUGAUAAAGCUAAUAAACCGGUGCUUUUACCAGAGAGACUACAGAAAGUUGGUGUCACUGGAUCUGCCUCUCAGAAAUGGUGUCUUUUUAGGUUGUUGCCUUUCUUAAUGGCGCACCACAUCCCACCUGAUUGCAAAUAUUGGCAUGUUUUUUUGUUGUGCCGUGAGAUUUCUGAGAUUGUCAUGGCACCAAAGGUGAGAAGAGAUAAUCUUUUAAUGUUAGAUUUAUUAGUUCAAGAGUUUCUGACAGAAAUGAAAGAUGUAUUUGGAGAUGUUAUUACUCCCAAGUGUCAUUAUUUGAUCCAUUAUGCAAGACUGAUGGAAAUGUAUGGUCCUCUGCGGUCAUUGUGGUGCAUGAGGUUUGAGGGGAAACAUCAAUAUUUUAAAAUGGUGGCUCAUAACUGUCGAAACUUUGUGAAUAUUGCUAAAACUCUGAGUGACAGACAUCAAUUUAAACAGUGCUGGGAGUUUUCUACACAGAACUUUCUGAGUGAAUUUGAAAGUGUGCAUGGAAAGAGUGUGGCAACUCCAUUUUUAUCUUUACCUGUUGAACUGCAGAACGCUUUGUCAUUUAAUCAGAAUCUUUGUAAUGUGGAUUUGAUGAACAAAGUUUUUCAACGUGUGUCUGAAUUAACGAUCAACAGUGUUAAGUAUGCCAUCAGAGAUGUUUUCACCAUAGAUGUUCUACAUUCAGAGGGUGUGCCACUGUUUUGGCAAAUAAAAUACAUCCUCAACAUUGACACCAUAUGGAUUCUUUGUGGCAAAAUGCUGAUUCCCCUAUCAUUUGACCGGCACUUUCAUGCAUACAGAGUAAAGGUUGAUGCAGAAUGGACUUUACUGCAAGCUGGAUGUGGAUAUGAAAUUGACUUUCAGCCAAAUGACACAUACUCUAUUGAUGACAUUUUGUAUGUUACAGUGCGACAUUCUAUGUAAGUUUCAAAUGAAAUGAAAUGAAAACUUGAAAUGUUGAAGUAGAAAAUAAAGCCUAAUUUUGUACAUUA
Messenger RNA from Fundulus heteroclitus (mummichog), 3998 nucleotides. RefSeq lists its product as uncharacterized. The record is from RefSeq and is a predicted model, not a curated record. The transcript is spliced from 8 exons. NCBI's taxonomy places the organism in Eukaryota, Metazoa, Chordata, Actinopteri, Cyprinodontiformes, Fundulidae. Bases 2047 to 3930 code for a protein of 627 amino acids.